Molecule: messenger RNA, 847 nt
Organism: Malania oleifera
Lineage: Eukaryota; Viridiplantae; Streptophyta; Magnoliopsida; Santalales; Ximeniaceae
Exons: 6
Coding region: 1-522 (173 amino acids)
Source: RefSeq, a predicted model, not a curated record
AUGGACUACAGACAUUGUCAUGUUGCCAUAGACAAAUGUACAUAUGCCCAGACCUGCCUCUCCCUCCUUUCUUCUUUUCGGCUUGUGCACUUCCUCUCUAGCCAUCCCCGGUGGCCAUGGCUCCGCCUCACUACCAGCUCUGGCCGCACAAUCAAAAACAGCCCAAUCCUUUCAGUUGGCGAUGGGAGCGGCGAUUGCCAAUUGAAUAGCUGCUAUUUGGAGCCGAAGAGGAGAAAGCUGGAGGAACGGGAGUUUUUGGAGAAUAAUUCCCAGAUAUCAUUCAUUGAUUUUCUGGGAGUGCAAGUAGUCUCAACUGGGUUGGGCCUUUCCCUAGACAAUAGCCUUCUGGCUUCAACCAGCGACUCACCUGUCCUCGCUCUUAUUGAUGACGACAUUGAUCGUGAGCUACAACGGCAGGACGCUGAGAUUGAUGCAUUUCUCAAACUUCAGGCCCUCGAAGUCGUCAUAACUCACAUGAUUACCAGGUUAUUUGGCAAGAUAACGUUGAUCCUGAGAACAUGACAUAUGAGGAGCUCCUGAGAGACUGGCGGGUUAGGGCUGCCGUUGAGCUAGUGAGAUUACCCUGUGAGAAGGGUAAGAUUUUAUAGUAGCGUCAGAGUUAUUUUGUGUUUGACCUUAGAGAUAUUUGGAUGUAUGUGAGGAUGUAUAGAAUGCUCUGGUAUUAUAUUUUAUGAUUGGAUGUUUGAGAUUUUAUGUUUACUGCUACUAGGUUUUCCGCUAUGUUUGACAGGUGUCCCCGCUACCCACGGGUUCGGGUUGACCAUUUUAUUUAUUAUGUGAUAUUUUAUGUUAAGAAAUUGAGGGACGUUACAAUGACUCUAUUAAA